Aspergillus pseudoviridinutans is the source of this 1074-nucleotide messenger RNA. RefSeq names its product 2EXR domain-containing protein. The record is from RefSeq and is a predicted model, not a curated record. Bases 1 to 1074 code for a protein of 357 amino acids. The transcript has a single exon. NCBI's taxonomy places the organism in Eukaryota, Fungi, Ascomycota, Eurotiomycetes, Eurotiales, Aspergillaceae.
AUGAACAACGACUCAUUCCACUACUUUUCGCAGCUGCCUCUAGAACUACGCCGUCUCAUCUGGACGCACUGCCUACCGCAUCGUAUAGCAGAAGAAGACACCCCCGACUUCCUUCUCGACGGCAACGAAUCGCGUCAAGCCUGCUGGGCCGACCGCAUAACGUACCAAAACGCUCAGCCGCCAGCCAUCGCAUUCGUCACCAGCGAGUCGCGGCAAGUUGCGCUAGAAGAGGGACGCUGGUUGGACCUGCAAGAGACGACGAGCCUGGAGUCGAUCUGGGUGCAGCCGCGUCGGGAUGUGCUGCAUCUCAACUGGACGCGACUGCGCUACAAUGUCUGGGGAAACGCUGACGACCCUUCGAGUCCGAUCGCCAUGUUCCUGUGGCGGGCGGAGGAUCUGGGGAUGCAGCCGUCUGUCGUGGCGGAGAUCAUUCACCCGUUUAGCUUGAAGGCGCUGCUGGAUGGCGCGGAUGCGUCCAACAGCCCGUGGCUUCUCUAUCACAACGGAAGAAAUAACGACGUGGCCGACAUUGCGUAUUGCGCAGAAAGUCAAAGCAGGCUCGACAUCGCCAUGGCGGCGGUUUCUCUGCAUAUCCCCAGGGAAGCGGCUCUGAGGUCUGGCCUGUUCGGGUUGUUGGGCGAUGCCCCUGUUCAGAUGGUGGAUGUGGGCGACGAGGCUCGGUUGAGGGAAUUCCAAGCGUUAUUCAGGGAACACGCAUCGGAAAAGGAACCGGCCGUGCAGACGCUCUUCGAAGCCUUUACCAGUUCUCGAUUCCAGACGGCCGUGGAAGCAUGGAAACGACAAGCGGAAUGGAUCCUCCUCGCGUACAUGUGGCAGCGAGCACGAAUGGACAACGUCGACAUUCUUGGGACGGACCCGGGCUCCGCGUGGGUCCCUUACCUCUCGGAGCAAGAGUUCCUCAGGAUGUCCGAGUAUUUGCCCGAUGAGGAGCAUCCAUGGGUCAAGCAAGCGAGGCAGAGCGCCCCCAAGCUGCGGCCGCGGAUCAUGGUGCGAUAUUGUACGAAUGCGUGUUACAUAAAAGAGCGACUUCCAAAGAAUUUUGGGACUUAUUAA